Messenger RNA from Penicillium verrucosum, 1371 nucleotides. Its product is annotated as beta-ketoacyl reductase. Lineage: Eukaryota; Fungi; Ascomycota; Eurotiomycetes; Eurotiales; Aspergillaceae. The coding region runs from base 1 to 1371 and encodes 456 amino acids. Gene Ontology annotation, molecular function: fatty acid synthase activity; phosphopantetheine binding. The transcript is spliced from 2 exons. Gene Ontology annotation, biological process: fatty acid biosynthetic process; secondary metabolite biosynthetic process. The record is from RefSeq and is a predicted model, not a curated record.
AUGGACCUUCUGGAUAUAGUGAAACUGAUCGUCAAUUCCUCUCUGCCAAUCAAGGUCUUUGUGUUGACGAAAGGGGUAUCUGCGGGUCAGUUAACAGCGCUUGCUCAGUCACCUCUACAAGGAUUAUCCCGAAUCAUUGCUUCAGAACAUUCCGACAUUUGGGGUGCUCUGAUUGACCUGGAGGAACCUACAAUACCUCUCGAGGUCAUGAAGUAUGUACAGGGGGAAGGUGUGAUCUGCAAUUCUGACGGCAUCCCUCGAAUUGCUCGCCUACGUCCUCUUCCACAUAACCGACUGCUGCCAUCGUGCACGGUUCCUCGUAUAUGUCGCCCGGAGGGUACAUAUUUGAUUACGGGCGGGUUGGGAACUUUGGGUAUGGAGACAGCCGAAUUCUUGGUGGAACAGGGCGUUCGUCGCGUUGUCCUACUUUCAAGACGCGCUGUGCCGCCUAGAAAGGACUGGCCGGCAAUAAUUGCCGAAUCGGCUCCCAUGAUGUCUGUACUUAAGGGGAUUCAACGACUUGAGGCAUAUGGUGCGACAAUCAAAACAAUUGAUAUCGACAUCACCGAUGAGUCUAGCGCAGAACAGCUGUCCAUGGCGCUUGAUGCUUUCAAUCUUCCUGCUGUCUCUGGUGUUAUCCACGCAGCAGAUCUCCGGCGCAAUGUUGCUUCAUCGGCUUUUCCCCCCGGGACACUGGAUUUUAUGAUUUUCUUCUCCUCGUGUGGACAAUUAUUUGGCUUCCCCGGACAAGCCUCAUAUGCCUCUGGUAACGCAUUCCUGGAUACCCUUGCGGCUCAUCGCCGCAAUCAAGGCGAUAACGCUGUCUCGUUGCAGUGGAGCAGCUGGCGCGGUAUGGGAAUGGCAACAAGCAAUGAGUUCAUCAAUGCCGAGUUAGCCAAUAAAGGCAUCACGGAUAUUACACGCGAUGAAGCAUUUCAGGCUUUAUUGCACGUUCUAAAAUAUGAUAUAUCCCAAGCGGCCGUCCUUAGGAGUCUACCUAUUGAAGACGACGAACCAAUACCAAGCUCAAUCCUCACUGAUAUCAUCAAGCGCAAGCCUCCGACAUCUUCCCCUUCUGACAAGCCGCCAUCCGAAACCAAGGAAGGAAAUGAAAUUCCCUCAUCCAUCGAAGAACGUCGAGCUUACCUUGAUCAUAAGAUUCGAGACAGCAUAUCGCAGGUGCUGCAUCUGGCCGGACCUGAGGACGUCGAUCCAAAGGACGUGAUGAGUGAUUUGGGGCUAGACAGCGUCUUGACAGUGAGCCUGCGAAGUAUGCUACAAAAGGCUCUGGGGGUCAAAGUUCCACCAACAUUAACAUGGACCUGUCCCACGGUCGUGGACUUGAUCUGUUGGUUUGAAAGCAAUAUUUGA